UGCGCCUGGCUGAACGCACAAAUCUUAUGUGCACCAUUUGAUAACUUGACAAGUGCAUAUACUUAUCAACCCAAACCGCUAUCAAUAUACAGGACAUGAAUAUCACCCCAAAAAGUUCCCUCGUGCGAUCCCACUCCUACCCCCACCAUAGGUUAGUUUUGCCUGCACUAGAACUUCAUAUAAAGAGAAUCAUACCCAUAUGUGCUCUUUGUCAAAGACUUCUUUCCCUCUCACUUGACAUCAUGAUUUUGAAGUCCAUCCCCAUUGUGUGUAUCUUUAGUUGUUUCCUUUUUCUUGCUGAGUAGUAUUCCAUUGCAUGAAUAUGAGCAUUGUUUAUGCACUCUGAUGGACAGAUAGAUGUAUAUUUGAGGUUAAUGGUCAUUGCCUUCGGGAUGCUUACUCUCUUAAAGUGAUAGAGCAGCUGAGUUGACAGAUUGUACUUUCUUUUUGUUUUUGGGGAUAGUAAGAGCAAGAUAAUUCGGGUCCAUACCCUAACUUACAUAGAUGCCUUCCUUUUCUUAAAAUUAGGAAAAACUUCUUAGAGUAUGAUGGGGAGAGAAACGCAGAAAAGGAAGUCAGGAAAAUUCUAAGGUUACCUUUACUGGAGUGGAGGGAGAGGGUAGGAGAGGAAUGGGAGGCAGAUGGAAACUGCAGCCUGGGAUAGGGGGUAGGAAGGUAGUGGUAUCAGAGCUGUUGGAGACUUUGGACCUGAGGCCAGGAGGUGCCGGAAAGUGCAAGGUCUACAAGAAGGCCAUGGAGCAGCAGUCGCAUUGCAGAUCUGAUCCUGGACGGGAGGCUGCAGGCAGCCAGGCAGCUCUAGACUCAGGAGAGAACCAGUCCACAGCCAGGCCUGGCGAUUAUGGGGAUGGCAGUGGGGAAGAGGUGCCUUGUGAGCUGUGAAGAUUGUGGUGGCAGGACAGGGGUGGUGAGGGAAGGGCUGGCAUAGCCUCAUUUUCUGAAGGCCCCAGGGUUGGGAUGAGAGGGGUGCCUUUGGCAGAAGGUUAAUAACUUAACCUGUGUCCACAGGAGACUUAGAUAUUUAGAAUUUUAGAGCCAGAAGAGAUCUAGAUCAUGUAGUUCAACCUUGAGCAGAGUGACAGGCUCAAGGUCCCCCAGCGAUUUUUUGGCAGAUCCAGGCCUAGAUACCAAAUCUCCUGAAACUUCUGGCCAGCGCCAUCCCUUGUGCUGCUGCUGUGACCGUCUGCUGUCCUGCCUGCUGCAAUGACAGUGAGGAACAAGCUUUUGCUCAGACUUUUUCAGGGACCUUUCCAGCCCAAAGAUCCUAGAAUUCUGGGAGAUCCUUUCCACUCAUAUUACUCAGCGAUCUAGCCCCCAGCAAAGAGCCAGGAUUGGCAGCAAAGUGGGGCACCAAGGCCCUGUGCUAAGCACUCAUAAUCCUCUGGGGGUGCUACCCCUACAAACAGCACCCCCACCAUGUUUAACCUAAUGAAGAAAGACAAGGACAAAGAUGGCGGGCGGAAGGAGAAGAAGGAGAAAAAGGAGAAAAAGGAGCGGAUGUCAGCGGCAGAGCUUCGGAGCCUGGAGGAGAUGAGCCUGCGACGUGGCUUCUUCAACCUGAACCGCUCCUCCAAGCGUGAAUCCAAGACGCGCCUGGAAAUCUCCAACCCCAUCCCCAUCAAGGUGGCCAGCGGCUCUGACCUGCACCUGACUGACAUUGACUCCGACAGUAACCGGGGCAGCGUCAUCCUGGACUCGGGCCACCUAAGCACAGCCAGCUCCAGCGAUGACCUCAAGGGUGAGGAGGGUAGCUUCCGUGGCUCGGUGCUGCAGCGGGCAGCCAAGUUCGGCUCACUGGCCAAGCAGAACUCACAGAUGAUUGUCAAGCGCUUUUCCUUCUCCCAGCGUAGCCGGGAUGAGAGCGCCUCAGAAACCUCGACGCCCUCAGAGCACUCUGCCGCCCCCUCACCACAGGUGGAGGUGAGGACUCUAGAGGGACAGCUGGUGCAGCAUCCUGGCCCAGGCAUCCCUCGACCAGGGCACCGAUCCCGAGCCCCUGAGCUAGUGACUAAAAAGUUCCCAGUCGACCUGCGCCUGCCCCCCGUGGUGCCCCUGCCCCCACCUACCCUCCGGGAGCUGGAGCUGCAACGACGGCCCACUGGAGACUUUGGCUUCUCCCUGAGGCGCACAACCAUGCUGGAUCGGGGCCCCGAGGGCCAGGCCUGUCGGCGUGUGGUCCACUUUGCUGAGCCUGGUGCAGGCACCAAGGACCUGGCCCUGGGGCUGGUGCCAGGAGAUCGACUGGUGGAGAUUAAUGGGCACAAUGUGGAGAGCAAGUCCAGGGAUGAGAUUGUGGAGAUGAUCCGGCAGUCAGGGGACAGCGUGCGGCUCAAGGUGCAGCCCAUUCCAGAGCUCAGCGAGCUCAGCAGGAGCUGGCUGCGGAGCGGCGAGGGACCUCGCAGGGAGCCAUCCGAUCUAGAGGGCAGCUCAAAGGAAGGCAGUGGCCCAUCUAGGAGUCCUCAGCCUCCCACCAGCCCGAUACCCCCAGAGACUUCCCAGAGAGCCAGGAGCCCUGCACCCACACUCGCCAUGAACGGCCCGGGAGCUGCCACAGCAGAAGGCCUAAGCGAAGAGGCCCAGGGCCUGUCCCGGAAGCGGGUGGCAAAUGCAGUGAGGAAGGUGGUGAGUAGGGUGCUGCCCAGCGAGGAGCUUGGGAAUGCCAAGGAGACCCCAGGCAGAGGAGUCAAGUCCCCCGAGCACCCGACUCGAAGCAAGAGGGGAGAAAAGGCAGCUUCUAGUCCCAAGCCGCCACCCCCUCCCCCACCUCCCCCUGCUCCGCCUAAGCCUGAAGUGAAGAAGGAGGCAGCCAAGGAUGAGCUCUCCCUGGGCCUGCGGAGCCUGAUGUCUCGGGGCAGGGGCAAGGAGCACAAGGCCCGCGGCAAGCAGUCUCCUGGGAAGGGGGAGAAGCCCUCCAGCCAGGAGCCAGGCUCCCCAGACUGGGCGGACUCCCCUGAGAAAGCAGGAUCCCCAGCCAAGCCUGAAGCCCCAAAGAAGCAGCGCUCCCCAGCCCCACCGGAAGAGCUGGUGACCCCAGGCUCCACCGGCCCGAAGUCAGACCUCACUGGAGAGCAGCAGUCCAAGUCACCAGUCCCUGGUGUGAAGCAGGAGGCAGGAGCUGCCAAGGUCCAGCUGACCCCCGUGGAAGAGGCCCACCAGCGGCUGGAGAGGAUCUUCACAGCUUCUCUGGACUCUGAGGCCGCCUCUCAUGCCCACAGCCAGGCGAAAACAGAAGAACAGAUUGCAGCAGAAGAGGCCUGGAAUGAGACGGAGAAGGUGUGGCUGGUCCAUAGGGACGGCUUCUCACUGGCCAGUCAACUCAAAUCUGAGGAGCUCAACUUGCCUGAGGGGAAGGUGCGUGUGAAGCUGGACCACGAUGGGGCCAUCCUGGAUGUGGAUGAGGAUGAUGUUGAGAAGGCUAAUGCUCCCUCCUGCGACCGUCUGGAGGAUCUGGCCUCACUGGUGUACCUCAAUGAGUCCAGCGUCCUGCACACCUUGCGCCAGCGCUAUGGCGCUAGCCUGCUGCACACGUAUGCUGGCCCCAGCCUGCUGGUUCUUGGCCCCCGUGGGGCCCCUGCUGUGUACUCUGAGAAGGUGAUGCACAUGUUCAAGGGUUGUCGGCGGGAGGACAUGGCACCCCACAUCUAUGCAGUGGCCCAGACCGCAUACAGGGCGAUGCUGAUGAGCCGUCAGGACCAGUCAAUCAUCCUCCUGGGCAGUAGUGGCAGUGGCAAGACCACCAGCUGCCAGCAUCUGGUGCAGUACCUGGCCACCAUCGCGGGCAUCAGCGGGAACAAGGUGUUUUCUGUGGAGAAGUGGCAGGCUCUGUACACCCUCCUGGAAGCCUUUGGGAACAGCCCCACCAUCAUUAAUGGCAAUGCCACCCGCUUCUCCCAGAUCCUCUCCCUGGACUUUGACCAAGCUGGCCAGGUGGCCUCAGCCUCCAUUCAGACAAUGCUUCUGGAGAAGCUGCGUGUGGCUCGGCGCCCAGCCAGUGAAGCCACAUUCAACGUCUUCUACUACCUGCUGGCCUGUGGGGAUGGCACCCUCAGGACAGAGCUCCACCUCAACCACUUGGCAGAGAACAAUGUGUUUGGGAUUGUGCCACUGGCUAAGCCUGAGGAAAAGCAGAAGGCAGCUCAGCAGUUUAGUAAGCUGCAGGCGGCCAUGAAGGUGCUGGGCAUCUCCCCCGAUGAACAGAAGGCCUGCUGGUUCAUUCUGGCUGCCAUCUACCACCUGGGGGCUGCGGGAGCCACCAAAGAAGCUGCUGAAGCUGGGCGCAAGCAGUUUGCCCGCCAUGAGUGGGCCCAGAAGGCUGCGUACCUACUGGGCUGCAGCCUGGAGGAGCUGUCCUCAGCCAUCUUCAAGCACCAGCACAAGGGUGGCACCCUGCAGCGCUCCACCUCCUUCCGCCAGGGCCCCGAGGAGAGUGGCCUGGGAGAUGGGACAGGCCCGAAACUGAGUGCACUGGAGUGCCUUGAGGGCAUGGCGGCCGGCCUCUACAGCGAGCUCUUCACCCUUCUCGUCUCCCUGGUGAAUAGGGCUCUCAAGUCCAGCCAGCACUCACUCUGCUCCAUGAUGAUUGUCGACACCCCGGGCUUCCAGAACCCUGAGCAGGGUGGGUCAGCCCGCGGAGCCUCCUUUGAGGAGCUGUGCCACAACUACACCCAGGACCGGCUGCAGAGGCUCUUCCACGAGCGCACCUUCGUGCAGGAGUUGGAAAGAUACAAGGAGGAGAACAUCGAGCUGGCGUUUGACGACUUGGAGCCCCCCACGGAUGACUCUGUGGCUGCUGUGGACCAGGCCUCCCAUCAGUCCCUGGUCCGCUCGCUGGCCCGCACAGACGAGGCGAGGGGCCUGCUCUGGCUAUUGGAAGAGGAGGCUCUGGUGCCAGGGGCCAGUGAGGACGCCCUCCUGGAGCGCCUUUUCUCCUAUUAUGGCCCCCAGGAAGGUGACAAAAAAGGCCAAAGCCCCCUUCUGCACAGCAGCAAACCACACCACUUUCUCCUGGGCCACAGCCAUGGCACCAACUGGGUAGAGUACAAUGUGACUGGCUGGCUGAACUACACCAAGCAGAACCCAGCCACCCAGAAUGCCCCCCGGCUCCUGCAGGACUCCCAGAAAAAAAUCAUCAGCAACCUGUUUCUGGGCCGCGCAGGCAGUGCCACGGUGCUCUCUGGCUCCAUCGCGGGCCUGGAGGGCGGCUCGCAGCUGGCACUGCGCCGGGCCACCAGCAUGCGGAAAACCUUUACCACAGGCAUGGCGGCUGUCAAAAAGAAGUCACUGUGCAUCCAGAUGAAGCUACAGGUGGACGCCCUCAUCGACACCAUCAAGAAGUCAAAGCUGCAUUUUGUGCACUGCUUCCUGCCUGUAGCUGAGGGCUGGGCUGGGGAGCCCCGUUCCGCCUCCUCCCGCCGAGUCAGCAGCAGCAGUGAGCUGGACCUGCCCUCGGGAGACCACUGUGAGGCUGGGCUCCUGCAGCUCGACGUGCCCCUGCUCCGCACCCAGCUCCGCGGCUCCCGCCUGCUCGAUGCCAUGCGCAUGUACCGCCAAGGUUACCCUGACCACAUGGUGUUUUCCGAGUUCCGCCGCCGCUUUGAUGUCCUGGCCCCGCACCUGACCAAGAAACACGGGCGUAACUACAUCGUGGUGGAUGAAAGGCGGGCAGUGGAGGAGCUGCUGGAGUGCUUGGAUCUGGAGAAGAGCAGCUGCUGCAUGGGCCUGAGCCGGGUGUUCUUCCGGGCGGGCACCUUGGCACGGCUGGAGGAGCAGCGGGAUGAACAAACCAGCAGGAACCUAACCCUGUUCCAAGCAGCCUGCAGGGGCUACCUGGCCCGCCAGCACUUCAAGAAGAGAAAGAUCCAGGACCUGGCCAUUCGCUGUGUACAGAAGAACAUCAAGAAGAACAAAGGGGUGAAGGACUGGCCUUGGUGGAAGCUUUUUACCACAGUGAGGCCCCUCAUCGAAGUACAGCUGUCAGAGGAGCAGAUCCGGAACAAAGACGAGGAGAUCCAGCAGCUGCGGAGCAAGCUCGAGAAGGUGGAGAAGGAGAGGAACGAGCUGCGGCUCAACAGUGACCGGCUGGAGAGCCGGAUCUCAGAGCUGACAUCGGAGCUGACAGAUGAGCGUAACACAGGAGAGUCCGCCUCCCAGCUGCUGGACGCGGAGACAGCAGAGAGGCUCCGGGCUGAGAAGGAGAUGAAGGAACUGCAGACCCAGUACGAUGCACUGAAGAAGCAGAUGGAGGUUAUGGAAAUGGAGGUGAUGGAGGCCCGUCUCAUCCGGGCAGCGGAGAUCAACGGGGAAGUGGAUGAUGAUGAUGCAGGUGGCGAGUGGCGGCUGAAGUAUGAGCGGGCUGUGCGGGAGGUGGACUUCACCAAGAAACGGCUCCAGCAGGAGUUUGAGGACAAGCUGGAGGUGGAGCAGCAGAACAAGAGGCAGCUGGAACGGCGGCUCGGGGACCUGCAGGCAGAUAGUGAGGAGAGUCAGCGGGCUCUGCAGCAGCUCAAGAAGAAGUGCCAGCGACUGACGGCUGAGCUGCAAGACACCAAGCUGCACCUGGAGGGCCAGCAGGUCCGCAACCACGAACUGGAGAAGAAGCAGAGGAGGUUUGACAGUGAGCUCUCGCAGGCGCAUGAGGAGGCCCAGCGGGAGAAGCUGCAGCGGGAGAAGCUGCAGCGGGAGAAGGACAUGCUCCUCGCUGAGGCUUUCAGCCUGAAGCAGCAACUAGAGGAAAAAGACAUGGACAUUGCAGGGUUCACCCAGAAGGUUGUGUCUCUAGAGGCAGAGCUCCAGGACAUUUCUUCCCAAGAGUCCAAGGAUGAGGCUUCUCUAGCCAAGGUCAAGAAACAGCUCCGGGACCUGGAGGCCAAAGUCAAGGAUCAGGAAGAAGAGCUGGAUGAGCAGGCAGGGACUAUCCAGAUGCUGGAACAGGCCAAGCUGCGUCUGGAGAUGGAGAUGGAGCGGAUGAGACAGACCCAUUCUAAGGAGAUGGAGAGUCGGGAUGAGGAGGUGGAGGAGGCCCGGCAGUCGUGUCAGAAGAAGUUAAAACAGAUGGAGGUGCAGCUAGAGGAAGAGUAUGAGGACAAGCAGAAGGUGCUGCGAGAGAAGCGGGAGCUGGAGGGCAAGCUCGCCACCCUCAGCGACCAGGUGAACCGGCGGGACUUUGAGUCAGAGAAGCGGCUGCGGAAGGACCUGAAGCGCACCAAGGCCCUGCUGGCAGAUGCCCAGCUCAUGCUGGACCACCUGAAGAACAGUGCUCCCAGCAAGCGAGAGAUUGCCCAGCUCAAGAACCAGCUGGAGGAGUCAGAGUUCACCUGUGCGGCAGCCGUGAAAGCACGGAAAGCAAUGGAGGUGGAGAUCGAAGACCUGCACCUGCAGAUUGAUGACAUCGCCAAAGCCAAGACAGCGCUGGAGGAGCAGCUGAGCCGCCUUCAGCGUGAGAAGAAUGAGAUCCAGAACCGGCUGGAGGAAGAUCAGGAAGACAUGAAUGAAUUGAUGAAGAAGCACAAGGCUGCCGUGGCUCAGGCUUCCCGGGACCUGGCUCAGAUAAAUGAUCUCCAAGCUCAGCUAGAAGAAGCCAACAAAGAGAAGCAGGAGCUGCAGGAGAAGCUACAAGCCCUCCAGAGCCAGGUGGAGUUCCUGGAGCAGUCCAUGGUGGACAAGUCCCUGGUGAGCAGGCAGGAAGCUAAGAUACGGGAGCUGGAGACACGCCUGGAGUUUGAAAGGACGCAAGUGAAACGGCUGGAGAGCCUGGCUAGCCGUCUCAAGGAAAACAUGGAGAAGCUGACUGAGGAGCGGGAUCAGCGCAUUGCAGCCGAGAACCGGGAGAAGGAACAGAACAAGCGGCUACAGAGGCAGCUCCGGGACACCAAGGAGGAGAUGGGCGAGCUUGCCAGGAAGGAGGCCGAGGCGAGCCGCAAGAAGCACGAACUGGAGAUGGAUCUAGAAAGCCUGGAGGCUGCUAACCAGAGCCUGCAGGCUGACCUAAAGCUGGCAUUCAAGCGCAUCGGGGACCUGCAGGCUGCCAUCGAGGAUGAGAUGGAGAGUGAUGAAAAUGAGGACCUCAUCAACAGUUUGCAGGACAUGGUGACAAAGUAUCAGAAAAGAAAGAAUAAACUUGAGGGAGACUCUGAUGUGGACUCGGAGCUGGAGGACCGUGUUGACGGGGUCAAGUCCUGGUUGUCAAAAAACAGGGGACCUUCCAAGGCAGCUUCUGAUGAUGGCAGCUUAAAGAGUUCCAGCCUCUCUAAGGAGGCCCCGGGGGUGGAGGAGAGGCCGUCCUCGGUGGUGAGCUCCCUGAGCUAUCGGAAGCGGCUCACCCUAAAGGACUCCAUCGGGGGCACCGGGGACGCGGAUUCGCUCUUCACCUCCCUGAGUGAGCGGGCGGCCUCCCCCGAGAGGCCCCCUAGGAAGGCCCAUGUGGGCCCCAGGGAGGAGCCAUGCCCAGGCAGGAAGUCCGAGGAGCCGGAGGAGUGCGGCUCCGUCCGCUCGGGGACCGGGGGGCGCGCUGGCCGGGGGCCGCAGAAGCGGUGGGGCUCCGACUUCAGCCGGGCCUCCACCGUCUCUGCACCGGUCAGCCGGGCCUCCUCGGCCACGCGGCGGGGCUCUGGCGAGGACAGGGCUGGCUCUUCCCUGAGUUUCUCGCUGUCGGGCUCGCCCGGUUCCCGCCGCAGCACCUCCCGGCUCGACAGCCUCUCCAGGACACUCAGCCCUUCCCUGAGCCGGGCCUCUGGCCUAGGCCGGGAGAGCCCUGAUUCUCGCCUGUCCCUGGGCCGGAGCUGCCUAGAGGAGUGGGAUGAUGGAGCCAGUAUGGCCCUGAGCGAGGCCUGCUCGCAGUACAGCCACCCGUCGCUGGCCCGCAGUCUGUCGGUGCCACCCCGGCCACGCAGCUCUGCCUCGGCAGUGGAUGAGCCUCCCAGCUCCAGCGUCCGCUCCGUCAGCCGUCACUCCUACCUGGACCCAGACCUGGAGGCUGCCAUCAACGAGGUCUUGAGCUACAAGCCUGUUCCAUUCCAGCGGAGCAGCCUGGAGCCCGACUCCGAGGAGGAUGACAGGAAGAGCAUCCAAAGUGCCCGGAGCGCCCAACUGGACCCCCCGGAGCGAGCUGCCAGCAUCCGCCGCUCCGCCUCUGCUGCUGAUGUGUCCCGGUCCCGCAGCGGCCGGAAGAGCCGGAGCCGGCGAAGGAGCAGAAGGAGCAGCUCCAGCUCCAGCUCCAGCUCCGGCUCCGAAGCUUCCUCAGAGCACAAGAGGCGGAAGAAGGGGCGCUCUCGGAAGAGCAAGAAGUCCAAGUCGAGAAGAAAGAGAACGGAGACGGAGUCUGAGUCCUCCUCGUCGUCAUCCAGCGGCUCGACCGUCUCCAGCCACAGCCGCUCCAGUGUGAAGAAGGGCCCAGCUGCAGAAAGUGAAGAAACUGGGCAGACGCACCGGCCGUCAAGGAAGGAGGAAAAGAAGCGCAAGAAAGAGGUGGACAGCCUGAUGAUGCGGUACCUGUACCGGCCCGAGAGCGACUAGCGCACCCCACCAGCUACUGGAAGUCCCUUGCCCCUGAUCGGUCAGAUGAUGAGCACGACCCUCUCGACAACACCUCCAGACCCCGAUACUCCCACAGCUAUCUGAGUGACAGCGACACAGAGGCCAAGCUGACGGAGACUAACGCAUAGCCCAGGGGAGUGGUUGGCAGCCCUCUCACCCCAGGGCCUGUGGCUGCCUGGGCGCCUCUCCCAGGAAGUGGUGGGGCACCAGUCUCCCCCACCCGACUGCUGAUCUGCAUGGGAAACACCCUGACCUUCUGUCAGGGGGACUUUCCAGGCUAUGGGUGUCUGAUGUCUCCACGUGGAAGAGGUGGGGGAAAGAGGAGUUUCUGAAGAGAACUUUUUGCUCCUCUGUCUCAAAAUGCCAGACUCUUGGCUUCUACCCUGGGUCACCGUGGGCAGUGGCAGGUGGCCUGGCACUGCAUGGAGCCAGCACGUUGACCUCCCUCUCAGCUCCCUGCUCAGGAACGGUGGACAGGUUGCCUACUGGGACACUCUAGGUUGCGGGUCCAUGGGGAGGAUUGGGGGAGGAGAAGCAGUGCCUUCCCUCUCGUGUGGGGUGGGGGCUCUCUCUUCUUGGUGCCUGCUGUCUUUCUACUUUUUAAUUUAAAUACCCAACCUCUCCAUCACAGCUGCAUCCCUGAGAGUGGGAGGGGGCUGCAGUGGUAGCUGGGGCUCCCAAGAACGACUCAGGAAUGUCAUCUCCAUCUUCACCCUUCAGAGAGCAGUCCUUUCUCUGUGCAGCUGGAGACGCUGGUGAGGAGAGCCGGGUCCAGGUUCUUAAGAAUGAGGUGCGGAGGGGCUCUCCGGUGCUGCUGGGCUGGGUUGAGCAAGCCUACGCAGACAAGUGUGUGUGUGGACCAUCCGCACCUCCAGCCCCCACCCCACCCUCUUUGUCUCAGCGUGUUAUGUGCAAUGACCUAUUUAAGAUAAACCCAUUCCAACUACAGCAGUUCAGGGCUGAUCCAAGCACUGCCUCCCUCCUGCUCUGUCCAGGUGGUCUGGACCAUAAACUCAACUUGAGAGGGAAGGCUUGGGGUUGAGGACUUGUGAUCAGAAAAACUGAAGAUGGAAGUUUUGGCCAGUGCUCAUUAGACAUGAGUCCUCACUCUGUGUCCUGAGCCCGUGUCAUUCUUCUUCCAACCUCCCUGCCCCCACACACUUAUCCCAGACACAACACCAUGUGGUCUGGAGGUCCCAGCCCCCACCCUAAAAAGGUUAUCCCUGAGAACUCCACCAGACUUGGGAGCCCAAGUGCAGUGCCUGGUGCUGCUCCCAUCUGCCGCCCCCCUUCUCUCCUGCAAUUGGUUUGUACUCACUGGGCUGUGCUCUCCCCUGUUUACCCGAUGUAUGGAAAUAAAGGCCCUUUUCCUCCUG
Messenger RNA from Pan troglodytes (chimpanzee), 10925 nucleotides. It is a transcript of the gene MYO18A, whose product is annotated as myosin XVIIIA. The coding region runs from base 1435 to 9528 and encodes 2697 amino acids. The record is from RefSeq and is a predicted model, not a curated record. Gene Ontology annotation, molecular function: DNA binding; actin filament binding; ATP-dependent activity, acting on DNA. Gene Ontology annotation, cellular component: myosin filament; cytoplasm; myosin II complex. The transcript is spliced from 46 exons. Gene Ontology annotation, biological process: actomyosin structure organization; DNA metabolic process. Lineage: Eukaryota; Metazoa; Chordata; Mammalia; Primates; Hominidae.